UGCCAUGCAAUUUCCCUUCCACCAAAAACCAAAAUCAUACGUUAUCACCAUUCUCGUCUCUGUCAGCGGCUGUUUCAUAGCAACUCCUUUAAGCUUUCAGAAAAUUCAUUUUUUCUGUCAGACUUUAUUGCCUUUUACUCUAUUAUAUAAACGCUACGUUACAUGAUAUUGAAACCAUUAAGCUAAGAUGGCAGCUGAUCGAGUAUCUAAACCAUCCAAAUGGUUCUCAAACAAGGGACUGAGGUUAAGUUUUCCUCGUCGCAGAUCAAAGUCUAGGUCAACAUCAAGCUCUCCUACCUCCCCUAUAUCUCAAGGUGAAAGUACAACAAAAAAACCCUCUAGAGAUGAUGAGCUGAAAGAGGUUUUUCGUCAUUUUGAUGGUGAUGGUGAUGGGAAAAUAUCGGCUCUCGAACUUAGGGGUUACUUUGCAUCUAUUGGAGAGUACAUGUCGUACGAAGACGCUCAAGGAGCGAUCGAUGAUCUCGACACAGAUGGUGAUAAUUUACUUGACUUUCAGGACUUUCUGCGGCUUAUGCAAGGAGAGGGCGAUGAAGAUCUCAAGAGGGCUUUUGAGAUGUUUGAAUUGGAGAAGAAAGGUUGCAUAACUCCAAAAGGAUUGCAAAACAUGUUGAACCGCCUAGGAGAUUCAAAAUCUUAUGAUGAGUGUGUUGCCAUGAUUCAAAUCUUCGACAUCGAUCGGAAUGGAGUGCUUGAUUAUCAAGAGUUUUACCGGAUGAUGAGUGAUUAGUAUUUUCCUACAUGUAGAUAAAUAUAUAUCAUGUCUUUUUUUUUGUUUUUUGUUUU
This is a messenger RNA of Pistacia vera, 804 nucleotides long. RefSeq names its product probable calcium-binding protein CML41. The record is from RefSeq and is a predicted model, not a curated record. The transcript has a single exon. Lineage: Eukaryota; Viridiplantae; Streptophyta; Magnoliopsida; Sapindales; Anacardiaceae. Gene Ontology annotation, molecular function: enzyme regulator activity; calcium ion binding. Bases 188 to 748 code for a protein of 186 amino acids.